AAAGUUUAUUUAAAUAAAAGGCGUUUAUUAUUGUAUUGAAUUCAAAAAGUGUUAAAAUCAAGCAUUCAAAAUGGGUAAAAGACAACAUCAAAAGGAUAAAAUGUACCUAACAUAUACGGAAUGGACUACGUUAUAUGGAGGUAAAAAAUCUGGUGUUCAAACGACAGAUGAUGUUACAUUUAAAAGGCUCCCAUUUGACCAUUGCUGCUUGUCUUUAAUUCACUUUGAACACCCUUAUUGUGACCCAGAUGGAAAUGUUUUCGAACUUCAAAUGGUUGUUGAUUUUAUUGAGCAUUUUAAAGUCAAUCCAGUGACCGGAAAGACAAUGGACAUAAAAUCAUUACUGAAGUUAAAUUUUUAUAGAAACAGUGAAGGCGCAUAUCAUUGCCCUGUGUUAUUUAAACCAUUCACUCCUAAUUCACACAUUGUGGCAGUGUCUACAACUGGCAAUGUUUUUUCAUAUGAAGCAAUAGAACAACUUAAUAUUAAAACAAAAAACUGGAAAGAUUUGAUUAAUGAUAAGCCAUUCCAACGUAAAGAUUUAAUUGUUAUUCAAGACCCAAAAAAUUUAGAGAAAUUCAAUUUAUCUACAUUUUAUCACAUUAAAAAUAAUGUGAGAGUAGAAACAGAAGAGGAAAAAGCACUUAAGAAGGAUCCAACAGCUCGCCUGAAAACUGUUUCUAGUGAAACGAAGGAUACUUUAGAUGAACUUAAUCGUACAUAUAAAGCUGCAGAAAAGAUUGAGGAAAAUGAGGAAAAGCCAGAUAAAUUUAAUGCUGCACAUUAUACAACUGGCAAAGUGGCCGCUAGUUUUACUUCCACAGCAAUGGUCCCAAAAACUAAGUAUGAAGCAGCCAUAGUACAUGAAGAUUUAGUUAGAUAUGAAAGAGUCAAAAAGAAAGGGUAUGUUAGACUGGUUACCAGUAUGGGAGCCUUAAAUAUUGAACUCUUUUGUGAUGUUGUACCUAAAACAUGUGAGAAUUUUCUUAAGCAUUGUCAAAAUGGAUAUUACAAUGGAACAAAAUUUCAUAGGUCUAUAAAAAACUUUAUGGUUCAAGGUGGAGAUCCCACAGGCACAGGUUUGGGUGGAACAUCAAUAUGGGGGAAAAAAUUUGAAGAUGAAUUUAAACCAAAUCUUACUCAUACUGGCAGAGGAGUAUUAUCAAUGGCUAAUUCAGGUCCAAAUACAAACGGAUCUCAGUUCUUUAUAACAUAUCGUUCAUGUCGACAUUUAGAUGGUAAGCACACAAUUUUUGGAAAAUUAGUAGGUGGCUUAGAUAUUUUAAAUGAAAUUGAGAAAAUUGAAGUUGACAACAAGGAUAGACCAAUUGAGAAUAUUACAAUACGAAAUUGUCAAGUUUUUGUAGAUCCUUUUGCAGAGGCAGAUGAACAGCUCCUGAAAGAAAGAGAAGAGGAAUUAGAGAAACAAACAAAAGAGGAAAGCGAAAAAACAAAGAAAACAAUCAGAGGCCCUUUAAAAGUGUUCCGUGAAGGAGUAGGAAAGUAUUUGAAUACUGCAGCAUCAUCAUCAAGCAGCAACAAUGAGUAA
This is a messenger RNA of Ctenocephalides felis (cat flea), 1549 nucleotides long. RefSeq names its product RING-type E3 ubiquitin-protein ligase PPIL2. Gene Ontology annotation, biological process: protein peptidyl-prolyl isomerization; protein folding; protein polyubiquitination. The transcript is spliced from 8 exons. Gene Ontology annotation, molecular function: peptidyl-prolyl cis-trans isomerase activity; ubiquitin-ubiquitin ligase activity. The record is from RefSeq and is a predicted model, not a curated record. Gene Ontology annotation, cellular component: catalytic step 2 spliceosome. Bases 71 to 1549 code for a protein of 492 amino acids. Lineage: Eukaryota; Metazoa; Arthropoda; Insecta; Siphonaptera; Pulicidae.